This is a messenger RNA of Colletotrichum navitas, 758 nucleotides long. RefSeq lists its product as uncharacterized. The record is from RefSeq and is a predicted model, not a curated record. The coding region runs from base 234 to 506 and encodes 90 amino acids. NCBI's taxonomy places the organism in Eukaryota, Fungi, Ascomycota, Sordariomycetes, Glomerellales, Glomerellaceae. The transcript is spliced from 3 exons.
GACCUCUCUACUAUACUACAAUUAUCAAGACUUAGUUAGGAAGAGGAACAAAGAUAAUUAUAUAUAGGUUCUAGUGUUCACAAUACACUUGAACUCUAUUUUACAUCUACAACUCUAUUCUACAACCUUAAUCUACAUCUACAAUUCUAUUCUACAACUCUAAUCUACAUCUACAACUCUAUUCUACAUCUACAACUCUAAAGCACUCUCGACUACCUUGAAACACUCUCACAAUGAAGUUUUCUGUACUUGCAGCUAUUCUCUUUUCAGCUGCUAGCGUUAGUGCUUCUGAAUGCUGGUGUUACAACUACCAACACCUAAGCAAACCCCCUUAUCACGCAACUCCGUCUAACGAUCAUGCUACAACCCAAGCUUGUAGCCACUGGAGGCGGGGGACACACGACAGAGGUAGUUAUAACACCUGCGACCUAGGGAGAACAGUGGGCACAGGGCAGUGGAAAGAAACUUGCAAACGCUAUGGGGCAUAUGGAGGAAACUGCCAUUGAAUUAUUGGUUUUUAUAAUCAUAUUGUUAGAGGCCCUGGGGGGGCAAAGCUCAGCAACUGAGGUUAUGUGUGGCAGCGUGUCGGCAAGUUAGCGUAGAAUGUGGUAAUGUAAUGUAUCGUCAUGAAUAUUUUGAUAAAUCUGACUUGACACACACCACUCGCAGUAUGCAUCUGCUACUUAUGAAAGACUAUGCUGCAUUCCUAGAUUAUCCAGUGAGGCCUUUACUUAAUCGCUCAUGAGCAGUGUCGGCAG